AUGUCAACUGAACCAAUAGUUACGAAAUCCUCUUUGAAGGAAUUGCUUAUAAAACGUAGUUCCAUCAAAGGGCAAAUAACAAAAUUCAAAAACUAUUUAGAUAAAUUUGGCAAACUUUCUGAAAUAUCUACAUUAGAAAUAGCGGAAUUAACAGUACGACUUAGUAAGUUUGAGGCGUUAUCAGCUAAAUUUGACAUUAUGCAAACUCAGAUUGAGAUCAUAAAUUCCGAGAACAUAUCUUCGGAAAUUGAUGAACGUGACGACAUUGAGCAGGAUAUUAUUAAGAACAUUGCUUUAGCUAAAACUUUUAUUAAACAAUAUGAUAAUUUGGAAAUUGAUGAUGUCAACCGACGUGAAUCGGUAUCCAAUGUCGUUUGCGAUCAUCAGCAGCUGGGAUUUCAGCUUCCUCAAAUCCAAAUUUUAAAGUACAGUGGUUCGUAUUUCCGGUGGUUAGAAUUCAAAGACACAUUCCUAAAUCUUGUUCACACUAAUCUACGUAUACCUGAUAUUCAUAAAUUUCAUUAUUUAAUUUCAUACCUAGAAGGUGACGCGGCUCGUAUCAUAUCAAAUCUAGAAGUGUGUUCAGCUAAUUACAAGGAAGCUUGGAAGCUGCUUUGUGAUAGGUACGAUAAUAAAAGAAUUCUUAUUAAUCAUCACUUAGAUUCAUUAUUUAAUAUUCAACAGUUGCCUAAAGAAUCUGAAAAAUCACUACGUUUUUUGGUUGAUCAUGUCACUAAAAAUUUACGCGCGCUCGCCAGUCUUGGCCAGCCUACUGAUUACUGGGACAUAUUGAUCAUUUAUAUGCUAACAUCUAAAUUAGAUACUACUACCAUGAUAAAAUGGGAAGAAUUUCGUAACAGUUUGGACGACGUACCAAACUUAUUACAAUUCAAUAAAUUUUUAAUUGAUCGUGCCGAUAUUUUAUAA
Molecule: messenger RNA, 927 nt
Organism: Achroia grisella
Lineage: Eukaryota; Metazoa; Arthropoda; Insecta; Lepidoptera; Pyralidae
Exons: 1
Coding region: 1-927 (308 amino acids)
Source: RefSeq, a predicted model, not a curated record